GAAACAGUUUGCAUCUGAACACCAGGUUGAAAGGAGAGUCACUUUUAGCUCGAAGACAUGCUGGAUCAGGUAGUGCUCAUUGCAGGAGUAACGGUGUUGGGUGUGUUAGAGCAAGCUUACUUCUCUCUACAGGUGAUUUACGCCAGACGCAAGUACUCCGUCUCCCCACCCAGCACCUCAGGGCCUCCAGAGUUUGAGAGAGUCUUCAGAGCUCAAUCCAACUGCUCUGAAUAUUUCCCGAUCUUCAUCAUCAUCCUAUGGGUGUCUGGACUCUUCUUCAGCCAAGGUCUGUCAGCACUAUGUGGACUCCUAUACCUGUACGGGCGCUACCAGUACUUCAGGGGCUAUGCUAAAUCGGCACAUGGACGACUAGCCCCUCUGUAUUUCAGUGCCAAGGUUCUGUGGGUUCUGAUCGGGUUCUCCGUCCUGGGGAUUCUGGGUUCUAUGUGUCGGUUCUACCUGGAUCUGGACCUGAAGCAGCUCGCCAGCUCUGUCCUCGACCUGACUGAGGAAGAGGGUGGGGGACUAUAAGGGCUGAGCAGGAGGAGAAGAGCUUAAAGGAGAGAUGAUGGGAUACACUAACAACUGUAGACAAGCUACCUUCAUUGCCAAAUCAAGACAACAAAAUGGAAUGGUUGAUUGAAGUAGGGAAAGAUGUGUUCCAACCUUGAGCUGCAGGUUUGAAAUAAUAGAAGUGUCGGGUCUAGGCCUAUCGUAGGCUAUUUUACGAACUGCUUGUGUGCCAUUUAGACUGAGGUUACAGUCCCCCUAAACCAAGGCAUGUUUCAGACUGAAAUAUGGAACAAAAACAUUUUUUUGAUGAAAACAAACAGGGUAGGCCUAUCCAUUAAUUAGUAAAGUUCGUUUCAUCUUUUCCAAAAACCUGCAUUCCAAGUGAUAGCUCACAUCAAACACAGCCAAAAGAAACCCACAUUUGGCAGGUGUUAUCUAAUGGUUAAGAAGGGAAACAUUUAAGCUUUCUAAUGCUGUUAUUAACUGUAUUUUUUUUAAAGUUUUUUUUUUUAUUAACAUCAAAUCAAUACAUUAAAGCACAUGAGGGAACACAAGCAUACAUAGAUUACAAACAAUGGACAGGUGAGCUAGGGGGUACAAUAUCACAUUACAAUUACACAAGGACCUUAAGGGACAUGCAUAUACUUACAAUUCUAACAGCUUUUUUGUUAGUAGAGCAUUUAACCAUUUUAAAAUACAGUUCAAUUUCUUUUUGUAGGAUACGAAAAUGUGGUUUUCUGUUUGUAAAUUUACAUUUGUGUAUAUGAAAUUUGGCCAAAAGAAUAAUGAAAUUAAUAACAUAAAAAUGAUUCCGCUUAUUUCUAUUGUAUGUAAAGAAUCCAAACAGUACAUCUCUCCACAAUAGUGUAGAAUCUUCAUACAUGUGUUCAAUUAUAAACCUACUGAUGUCUUGCCACAGUUUUCUUACAUGCAUACAAUGCCAAAAAAGAUGCACAACUGUUUCUGGGUGGUCAUUACAAAAGGAGCAAUUUGAGUUGAUGUUUUCCUUAAACUUCUUCAUAUAGUGGUUGGCUGUUAACUGUAUGUCUCAUCUCAUACUAUUAAGCGGAUUACUCAUACUAUUAAGCGAACAGUGAUAUUGAUUUGAAAGAAGCACCUGUUUGGGUAGCGUGAGUCGCAGCUCAAAUUGCGCUUGUAGUCCUUCAUUUAGCAAACCACCUUGCAACUCCAGUAGGCCUAAGUGUUUUUCAAUUUAGACAGAAUAUAGGCCUAAGCAUUUUAUUUAGUUGUCCAGUGUGCUAGCUAGCCGGUGUGUUUAGUGUCAUUAAUUUGCCAUAAGAAAAAUGCUUGUGGAAAAAGCAACUCCCUUGCAAUCAUUAUUGCUAAAUAAUAAAAUGUAAUCUUACUUCACUUGUCUACCAUUAGGCUACUGUAGAAGGUUAAAAGUAUAUAAAUUAUCCACAUGUCCUUGUAAAAUUAACAUGCAAUUUUUUUAACUGAAAAAAAGUGGUUAGACUGUAUGUGUGCUGAUGCAUCCAAACAAUGUUAAAGCCCCAUGCUAUUUUAUUUUGAAAUCAUUGUAUGUCUAAAUCUGUUUAUCUAUUGAAAAUAACUCAAUAUAUUUAUAAUUUAUUUCCCAGGGCCUCCUUUUGCCAUUGAAAUGUUCAGUCUGAUAUUGUGGGUGUGUUGAUAAAAAUGUAAAGAUAUUUACAUACUCAGCCCUGAUUGGUGGCUAGAAUCAUCUAGACCAGGGAUGGGCAACUGGUGCCCCAGCACUCCCUUUGUAGGCCCGCGGACCAAUUUCCAAAGACCAAAGAAAAGAUUGUUGCGAUCUAAACUUGCAGUACUCGUGGUUGAAUUACCAAACAUUUCUCUCCACUCAAUUACAAAAUGUGUAGAAUUGCAGUAAGUUAGCUGUAAAACUGCACAUUUUUCUCUGCCCCAUGGCAAAAUGAGUAGAAUUGCAUGAAUUGCAAGUGUUUAUAAAAUGGCUAAAUCUUCUCUCCACUCCAUUGCAAAAUAUGUAGAUUUUCAGCAAACUUGCUUUAAAACUGCACAUUUUGCUUAGGGCCUCAAAGGCUAGGGUCUGCUCUGACUGCAUGUCUGGGUAUGCAGACCCACGAGCCACUACGGCCUCCCAUGAUGAGUUCAGAUUUUUUGUGGCCCUCACCCCCAUCGAAGUUGCCCAUCCCUGGUCUAGACUUUCUCUAUCCUACCCCGCGUACCCAUUCAAAGUAGGAGGAUACACAUGCAAAUAAAAGAUGACUGGUCAUUGGUCAGAAUAAUUCAAUUCUGAUGUCAUUAUCUGGACCUAAAAUGCCAUCUCACCUAAAGAAAUAUACUAUACAUUUUAACGAUUAAAUGGGCCAAAUUCUGUGCAUGUUAACUGACCAUUUUAUUUUGGGUAAGGUAAACAUGACCUGUUUUUGGCCAAUGGGCAAGUGCCUUUGAGAGCUGGAAGGCCCAAUGCAGCUGUUUCUAUAUCAAUAUCAAAAAUGUCUGCGUAACACAUGAGUACCUUACAGUAAUAGUUUUUCAUUAAAAUGGACCAAAAUAGCUUUUUAGCUAAACUGUAUUUUUCUAGCAAGAAUUUUGCUACGAGUAACUUGGAUUGAUCUUAGUGGGGAGGAGAAUUUAAUGAAGCUGUUAUUAGCAGUGAGGUUAGGAACGCUGUUUUUGGUCUAUUAACCAACUAUUUGCCUGGUGAUGUCAAUCCCAAGCUAAAGCCCAUUCAAACAGGCUGAUUAGAAGGUCCUGUGUAGAUUGUAUUUUCAACAAGCAACUAUCAGGAAAUAACACUUCAUUUUUUCACAAGUUUAAUCAGCUUUUGAACAAUAUGAUAUAAAAACACAGGGAAAACAGAUUUUUGAUUGCACUGGGCCUUUAAUGACAAGUAUAUUGUGUGAAAUGGUUUUUGGAAUCCCCUGUUUUCCAUUGGUGAUUUAGUUUGUUGUAUGGCCCAGUGAUCUGUGCUGGAUCUUAAAGUGUUAAACCUCAACAACAAAAAAACACAUUUGGAUUACUGUUGAUAAUUGAUAUCUGCGCAUCUGUACAUUUUUAUUUGAAUGCAAUCUUUGGUGAGAUGUUCAUUUGCACUCAUUUACUUUGUAUUGAAAUUGUGUCUUCAUAAAUAAAGCAGCUAACUUUGUGAAUGUUAAA
This is a messenger RNA of Oncorhynchus keta (chum salmon), 3633 nucleotides long. It is a transcript of the gene ltc4s, whose product is annotated as leukotriene C4 synthase. The record is from RefSeq and is a predicted model, not a curated record. The transcript is spliced from 5 exons. NCBI's taxonomy places the organism in Eukaryota, Metazoa, Chordata, Actinopteri, Salmoniformes, Salmonidae. Gene Ontology annotation, cellular component: nuclear envelope; endoplasmic reticulum; membrane. Gene Ontology annotation, molecular function: leukotriene-C4 synthase activity; glutathione transferase activity; glutathione peroxidase activity. Gene Ontology annotation, biological process: leukotriene biosynthetic process. The coding region runs from base 58 to 531 and encodes 157 amino acids.